Molecule: messenger RNA, 2765 nt
Organism: Neocloeon triangulifer
Lineage: Eukaryota; Metazoa; Arthropoda; Insecta; Ephemeroptera; Baetidae
Exons: 7
Coding region: 367-2580 (737 amino acids)
Biological process (GO): mitochondrial protein catabolic process; mitophagy by internal vacuole formation
Cellular component (GO): mitochondrial outer membrane
Source: RefSeq, a predicted model, not a curated record
ACUGGUCUGCAGCGUGCAUGCUGGCUGGCGUUUAUUGCCCCGCGGCCGCGGCUGCUCCUGAAUUCCCUUUAUCCUCUCUCUCUGGCAAGAAAGAAAGAGAGGAGUCGCUAGCGAUUGGUCGCGUUCGCCAGCCCUGAGGCACCUGCAGCAUCUCCUGGUAGCGCCUGCACUCAUUGAGGUCAGACUCGCCUGUGCCUCCGUCGCGAGCGCUUCUCCGCCCAAGCGUGUACCUGAGCAGUGACUUUAACUCGUGCGGUGUGUUUCAAGCAAAAGUGCUGUUUUUAUACAAACAAUUUAAUUUCAAUCCUUUGGAAAUCGAAUAAUUUUCUUUUGGUGCGGUUGGAUGGGAUCUUGAGAUCGCGCGACAUGAGUGGCAAGAAAAAACAGCAGAAGCAGUAUUUCCACAGUGUGAGUGCGAGCAGCAAACGCAUGCUGCCUCCGCCGCCGCUGUGCAAGCAGUACAGCCUGCCGACGGCCAACUCGGCCGGCUCGUGGUGCGACGACCCCGGCUCCACCGCCUCCACCGGCGGUUUCGCCGAACUCGAGAGAGGCGAACGCAUUCGGCCCGAACGCAGACUCGGCCGCAGCAACGUCCAGAAAAUGUUCGGCCAGGCCGGACGUGGAGCGAAUUACGAUGAUUCGAACGUCAGGUACUACCAGCAGAUCGAUUCGCGCAUCAACAGCAUGACCAUUGCCGACGUUAGCCCAAGGGUGGCCGUCAAGAGGAUCAUUUUGCUGUACGAAAACUAUCAGUACAGAGAAGCGGCCAACUUCAUCAACCGCCUCAGCCACGGGACCUUCAAGGUGAUCCUGCACGAAUUGCCGGUGGACCUUUUUGUCGAGUCCAUGCCCAACAGCCUGUCCAUCCUGGAAGCCCUGUACGCCAAGGUCUUCCUCUCCGAAGGUCUGGAUUUCGGGAUGAAGUUGUUGAGGCCAGAUGAUGUGGUCAUGCAGAUGGUCAAGUUCUUCGCGCUGCACGAUUACGACGCCAAGGCCAACAUCACCCUGCGCAGGGUCCCCAGCAAACUGCUGACGCCCUCCAGUCCCUUCGUCUUCAGCUGCAAGAAGCUGCUCAAGGUCAUCGUCCUGUCAAACCAGAAGAUCCGCAAAGUUCUGCGAGUCCGAAAACAGGCUCUGGACAAAUCCCUGGAAGGUCUGGGCCAACACGGUCUCGUCUCCACCGCCGACCAGACCCUGAUGAACUUGCACGACGCCCUGAGACUCGAGUUCCAGCGAGUUCUGGAGACCUACAAGGAGGCUCUGCAGAAGUUGGAGGAACUCUCGCUGGCCAGCAACAACAAGAAGCCGCCGACGACGCCCAUCGAGGCGUCGCACCAACGCCAACUGUCCCUUCGCCAACUUGAGAUUCAGGAACGUCUGAUCAAGAACAAGACCCUUCUGAACGUCGUCGAACCCAUUUUGGGCAACCACUACCUGAACGUCCUGCUGGGCAUUCUGCAGCGCAGGAUCGAGUGCGACAAAGACGCGCUUUUCCAAUUCACGCAACUGAGGAAGGAAUCGACCAACACCUUCGAUGCGACGGCGAUUGUGGCUCCAAUCCUCAUGCGAUUCUCUUACGGAUGCGACCAGGUGCUCGAUUUGAUGAAAGGAGUGGCCGAAGAUGACGACGACUCGAGUGACAUAUCCGGCUACCACUCGGACUCGGAAUCGACCAUAAUGUUGUCUGGAAAUUCGCCGUACACCAAGAAACCCGGCGCCAGAUCAGUGGCCUCCUCGAAAGGCUCGAACGGCAAGUGCUGUCCGAGCUGCGAGUCGUUCAUCCAGCGCGAAAAGAAAAAGAGCGACUCGUCGUCGUCCUCGCUCAAGUCCCAAAUGAGCCGAAGGCCAGAACUGCCCGCGCGAAACAGCCCACCUCUUGAAAACCCUUACUCCGUGCCAAACAGACCACCUCCACCUCCGAUGAUGCAACACAACGUGCCAAAACGGCCAAUUCUGCCGCCACCCACGGAACCCGUCGUGCCCAAGCUUGUGAUGAAGUACGAGUCUUUGUACGCCCAGGCCAAGGUGGACACUCUGGACGCCCUGGACAUCCUCGAGGAGCUCAAAGGCGCCGAGGAGCUCAAAUCAAAAAUCCUCUUCUCAGUCGUAGUUCUAUCUUAUCGCGCCGUGCUGCUGGUGCUGGCCAAGAAAAAGGAGGCUAUCAGGAAAAUUUUGCAAAUGCCCGAACCUGGUCAGCAGAGCGAGGUGAGAGCAGCGUCUGACGACUUGGAAGCCAGCAUUGCACACUACCUUGCCAGCACGGCUGAUAAAUUCAAUCUGUGCCAAAGUGUCGAGGACGUUUGUUCACAAAUAUGGACCGCCCUCUACGACUACCCUUGUUUGAAAACGUGCCAGGGUCUCAUUGCUUACGUCAGGUCGUCCGUGCAGAUGGCCUGGUCCCUUGCAACCCAGAACCCACCUCUUGCCCUCGAAUACGAAUUCAAGAAGUACAGGCCAGACCUGCACAGUCGUUUCCACGCGUCGAACCCUGAGAAGGACGACAUCAGGACGUACCUUUGGCCGGCACUGCUGGAAAGCGUCAACGGCCCGUGUCUCAGUAAAGGCGUCGUCAUCACAUAGACCGGAUCGAGAGAUUUAAUUAACCAUUAGUUUUUAUUAUGCACAUAACUUAUUUCUAACUGAAAAAAUUGUACAUAUUUUUGAUAUUAACUCGUAAGGCUCAAAAUUUUAAACCUUAUUUUAUCAACUUUGUAAAAUAAACGCUCAUUAUUAUUUUAAGUUAUAAAAAAAAAUAAAACGUUUUU